This is a messenger RNA of Coffea eugenioides, 1158 nucleotides long. RefSeq names its product zinc finger MYM-type protein 1-like. The transcript is spliced from 3 exons. Gene Ontology annotation, molecular function: protein dimerization activity. Lineage: Eukaryota; Viridiplantae; Streptophyta; Magnoliopsida; Gentianales; Rubiaceae. The coding region runs from base 1 to 1158 and encodes 385 amino acids. The record is from RefSeq and is a predicted model, not a curated record.
AUGGCUAUUGUUCUUAGAUUUGUGGACAAGCAAGGCUAUAUUCGAGAGAGAUUUUUUGACAUUGUUCAUGCGCACGAAACCAAUUCCUUGACUUUGAAGAAGGAGAUAUGUGAUGUCCUUUCUCGCCAUAAUCUUAGUGUGCAAAACAUUCGUGGCCAAGGAUAUGAUGGAGCUAGUAACAUGCAUGGAGAAUGGAAUGGACUGCAAGCAUUAUUUAUUCAGGAGUGCCCCUAUGCAUAUUAUAUUCACUGUUUUGCUCAUCGACUGCAAUUAACAUUGGUAGCAACAUCUCAAGAGGGGUCAGAAUCAGAUUGGUACCUUAUAACGGCCAGGGACUACAAGAUGGGGUCUCAUUUUAGUUGUAUCUGUAGCUUAUUCACAGAAUAUGAAGACAUUUGCUCUGUCCUAAUUGAUGUUAUCAAUUAUGGAAAUACAUCAACUCAAAGAAGUGAAGCUCACAGAGUUUACGAUUUCAUAGCAUCCUUUGAUUUUGUUUUUGUUAUGCAUAUGAUGAGGGACAUUUUAGGAUUUGCACAAGUCGAGGAAGAAUUCGAAAACAAAAUGAUCCAAUUACACUACAGGAUUGAUGUGUUUUUGGCAACGGUUGAUUCUCAAAUACUUGAAAUGAAGAAUAGGUUUAAGGAAGAUGUAAUAGAGUUGCUUAUUCUUAGUUCAGCAUUGCACCCCAAAGAUAAUUUUCAGGCUUUCAAUAUUGAACGAAUUUGUCAACUUGCAAACAAGUUUUAUUCAGCUAACUUCACAAAUCAAGAGAAGUUACACUUAAGAACUCAAUUAGAGCUUUUCCAGAUUGAGUUUUCCUGUAAUUCUCAGCUUCAAAAUUUGUCAUCACUUCAGGAGUUGUGCCAAGUGUUAGCAAAGACAAGAAAGUCAAUGUGCUAUACUCUUAUUGAUAGGUUGAUUCGUCUUAUUUUGACUCUUCCUGUUUCAACAACUACAACAGAGCGUGCAUUUUCUGCUAUGAAAAUGAUCAAGACUUGUUUGCAUUCUAGGAUGGAGGAAGACUUUCUUGCUAACUCUAUGAUAAUGUAUAUUGAGAAAGAAAUUGCUAGAACUUUUGAUAUAAAUUCAAUCAUUGAUGACUUUGAUAAAAUUAAAAGUCGCCGUGCACAAUUUCAUAUGUCCCACACAGUCAAAUAG